Salvelinus sp. IW2-2015 is the source of this 1603-nucleotide messenger RNA. Its product is annotated as HEPACAM family member 2. Lineage: Eukaryota; Metazoa; Chordata; Actinopteri; Salmoniformes; Salmonidae. The record is from RefSeq and is a predicted model, not a curated record.
CACCAGUUCAGUUCCCCUCCCUCCCUCAUACCUCCCUUCCUUACUGUCACAGUCUCUUUCCAGAGCAGACUACUAACUCCUCAGAGGAUAUAGGAUACACUAAUGGAGGGCCCUGGAAGAAGGACCUUUAUCGCUCUGUGCCUCUACACUGCACUACUUACACUCUCAGAAGUAAACUCAGAGAUCGUCCAUAUUCCGUCCGUGCUCCAUGGCGUCAAAGGGAAGUCCCUCCUCCUUUCCGUGGAGACUUACUUCCGAUUGGAGGACGUUGAGAUCCAGGGCAGCUGGUACCAGACCCGGCCAGGGGGCCCCAAAACCCUGCUGGUGACAUUCCACAACCACACAGUCAUCAUGCUGGCCUCGAUGAGACACAGGAACCGCUACUUUUUCCAGCCCCCCAACGCCUCUCUCCUGAUCCCCAGACUGGACGAGGCGGCGGAGGGAGACUAUCACCUGGACCUGGACAUUCACUUCCCCCAGAGACAGGAGCUCGUCCGGGCCGAGAGGACUGUCCACGUCACCGUCGAUGUACCUGUGUCCACUCCAGUUAUCCAGAAGACACCAUCUUCUACAGUUGUUGAGGACAAGGAGAACGUGACGUGGACCUGUAGGGUGGAGAACGGAACCAGGGUCCAGUACCAGUGGCUGAGGAACAACAUGCCCCUAGAUGCUAGUGAUCGCCAUCAGUUUUCCCAGGACAACUCUACUCUGGUGAUAAGCCCUGUGAGGAAGAAGGACAUUGGACAGUACCGCUGCCUGGCCAGGAACCACAUCAGCCAGAGACAGAGCCACACCCUGGACCUCAGUGUCUUCUAUGGCCCCUACAACCUGGCUGUGAAGUCUGACCAUGGUCUGCGAACUGGAGAGGUCUUCACAGUGAACCCUGGUGAGCUGGUGUUCUUCGACUGUCAGGCCGACUCCAACCCUCCCAACAGCUGUAUGUGGAUCUCUAAGACCAACAACGCCACUGAGGUCAUCACUGUGGGACUGCGCCUGGAGGUCACCUCCUACAAACUGGCCCAGGCCGAGGAGUUCCUGUGUAGGGCGUUUAACAAUGUGACCCAGAAGCAGGACGAGACCCAGUUCACCCUGGUGGUGGCCAGCCUGGGGACAGGAAAGGAGAGAUAUGUCCAGGAGAGCAGAUCAUUCUCUCCUCUGGCUGCCAUCACUCUGUCCUGUCUGUUCAUUAGCUGUAUGUUACUGGUCUACUUCAGAAGGAGUUGUCAUCAUCCCAAGAGAGUUCUCAUGAACAUCUAUAACAGACCUUUGACAGAACAGAGACGCCCACACCGUUCGGGUCAUGAGGAUGCAACGGAAGACUUUGGCAUCUAUGAGUUUGUCUCUAUACCUGGGAAAAUGGAAUCUACACAGGCAUCCAGCAGAUCUCUGGCACACCUAGAGUCUGUCCAGGAUUUGCAUACCACCAUCUAUGAUGUCAUCAGGCACAUCCCUGAAACUCCCACGCUGGCUGCUCAGAGUCUGCUGGGAAAGCAGUGUGAAGGUUAACCAGAGACCAGAGUAUCCCAAAUUGCAUCCCAAAUUGAACUAUUUUUCCCUAUAUAAGAAUAUAUAUAUCCCGAGUGUCGCAGCGGUCUAAGGCACU